AAGGAAACUCCUUGGAAGCCGUAUCUUAAUCCCGUAGCCUUUUGUUUUAGCUCGUCGAGGCUACCUUCGAGUCUCCGUCACGUUUUUCUUUUUAUAAAAAUUGAAAUUUAGUUGCGAUGGCAAUCCAUAGUCCGUUCUUGUCUCCUUCGUCGCCAAGAAAGAGAAGAGAGAGAGAGGCGAGAGACUCUCCAAAACCCUAACCCUACAUAUUGAUCUCUGCGUCCAUGGCGUCCGGCGGGUCUUCCGGGAGAUCUGGAUCGGGCUCCCGUUUGUUCGAUUUCGGCUCCGAUGAUGUUCUUUGCUCUUACGACGACUACACCACGCAGGAUAACUCCAAUGGAAAGCGAUCGGAUCCCUCGGGAAAGGAUUUCCAUGAGAGCAGAAUGGGAAGACCAUUGGUUAAUAUUUAUGAGCAAGAGGACUAUUCCAAAGAGAAGGUGAUACCUGCUGUUGAGAAGUGUAUGAAGAAAUAUGCUGACAAUCUACUCCGGUCUCUUGAGGGAAUUAGCGGACGGCUGUCUCAGCUGGAAUUAUAUUGCUUCAAGAUUGAACGUUCGAUAGGGGAAUUUCGAUCAGAUAUUAUUCGGGAUCAGAGUGAAACAGAACUGAAGUUCAAGACUCUCGAGAAGCAUCUCCAAGAAGUCCACAGGUCUGUACAAAUUCUGAGGGACAAACAAGAACUUGCUGAAACUCAGAAAGAGCUGGCCAAACUUCAACUUGUGCAGAAAGAGUCUCCACAGAAGAAUGAAGAGGCUGUUGUUCCAUCAUCAUCUGAGACCAAACGACAUGAUGACAAGCCAAAUGUGGCAAGCCACCAGUUGGCUCUUGCUCUGCCCCACCAAGCAGUCAGUCAAUCAUCCUCAUCGCUACCCAUGCAGCAGCCAGCACCUGUGCAGCAAGAUCGCUCUAUGUUGAACCAACCAGUCGCAUACUACUCCCAGCGGCAACCUUUGCCUCAAGAUCAACAAAGCCAACCCAUACAGGCUGAGCUACAAUAUGUGCCACAGAGGCCCCAAAUUCAGGAUAUUCCAGUCCAGGCACCACAGCAGCAGCCUCAGGUAGUAAGUCAGACUCAACAGCCAUACCCUCAGUACCAGCAGCAAUGGCCUCAGCAACCUCAGCAGUUUCCACAACAGGUGGUGCGGCCGCAGCAACCUGCUCCACAGGCUCAAAUUAGACCUCAAGCUCCACCACCCUCUUACCCUCCUUACCCCCCACAAUCUGUCAUUCCUGUUCCUGAAUCAUACCCUGGCAGCAUGGCGAUGCAGGUCCCGUACUCCACAAUUUCUCAGCCUGGUGGGAGUCGUCCUGAAGCUGUGCCGUUUGGUUACGUGGGAUCAAGCAGCACAGUCUCGCAACCAAUGCCUCAGCAUAGUUUACAACGGCAGCCACAGCCUCCAACGAGCCACAGCUCUUUUGGACCACCACCGAUAAAGGGUGGGUAUGUGGGUCCUGCACCUUACACACCACCAUUGAAUGUUCAGAGUUACAGCACAACAUACAGCUAUCCUCCAAGCAAUGCUUCAGCUGCCCAGAAUCAGCAACUGCCACCUGGUAAUGUUGUUGGGGUCCAUCCUGGCCCACAGCUGGUGCGCAGUCACCCAUAUGGAGAAAUGAUCGAGAAAGCUGUUGGUAUGGGAUAUGCAAGGGAACAUGUUGCGAGUGUGAUCCAGAGGAUGGGGGAGACUGGUCAGCCUAUGGACUUCAAUUCCUUGCUUGAUAUGCUCAAUGGCCGAGCUACCAGUGCAUCCGCACGAGUAUGGUCAGGCUAGUACGAUGGCUUAAUACAGAAAUGUGGAGGUAUCAAUAUAUCCUCUCCUAAAGGAGGUGCUUUUUUAAUGCUUCCUUCUAGUUAUCAGGUGUUCAAAAAUAAUCUUCAAGUGCAUGGUGGUUGUAAAUACGAGUGGAUGCUCAUAUUGGCUUUCUUGCAAUACCUGGGUUCACAUGAAUUUUGUUGGUGCUGACGGCAUCACUUUAUAAAUUGAUGGUGAAUGUGUUGCUGAGACAUAUUAUGCCAAAUUAGAGAUUAGCCUUCAUCUUUUGUUGAGCAUGAUUGCAGUUGUUAUGAACGGCUACAGCAUGGAUAUUUUGUUUUUAUAGUUUCUUAGAACCAAUUAAAUUUUAGGGGAUUCUCUCCAUUUCCUUU
Elaeis guineensis (African oil palm) is the source of this 2146-nucleotide messenger RNA. RefSeq lists its product as uncharacterized. The record is from RefSeq and is a predicted model, not a curated record. NCBI's taxonomy places the organism in Eukaryota, Viridiplantae, Streptophyta, Magnoliopsida, Arecales, Arecaceae.